Cyphomyrmex costatus is the source of this 2153-nucleotide messenger RNA. Its product is annotated as dnaJ protein homolog 1. The transcript is spliced from 2 exons. The record is from RefSeq and is a predicted model, not a curated record. Gene Ontology annotation, cellular component: cytosol. NCBI's taxonomy places the organism in Eukaryota, Metazoa, Arthropoda, Insecta, Hymenoptera, Formicidae. The coding region runs from base 200 to 1252 and encodes 350 amino acids. Gene Ontology annotation, molecular function: protein-folding chaperone binding.
UGGAAAGUUUAUAUAUAUAUGGAUUGCGAGGUUACGCGACAGUUUAGUACAGCUUGGUACGCGCAUCGUGAGUUUGGAUCCGUUUGUGAUCAUUCUUUGUCAACUAUCGCGAACGUCGUACGUACCGUACAUUUGGAGUGCUGCGCGAAAUAUAUAUACGUGAGGCAUAAUUACAGGAUAGAGAUAAACCAGCAAGGGGAUGGGAAAGGAUUACUACAAGAUACUUGGCAUAGCCAAGGGAGCGAGUGAUGAGGAGAUAAAAAAGGCUUACAGAAAGUUAGCCUUACGAUAUCAUCCUGACAAGAACAGAAGCCCUGGUGCUGAGGAAAAAUUCAAGGAGAUAGCCGAGGCAUAUGAGGUGUUGUCGGACGCGAAGAAGAGAGAAGUUUACGAUAAAUUCGGCGAGGAGGGGCUGAAAGGUGGUGCCUCAGCCAGCGGAGGUGGAGGAGGUGCCACGUACACCUUCCACGGCGAUCCCAGGGCAACGUUCGCUCAAUUCUUCGGUUCAGCCAGUCCCUUUCACAACUUGUUCGAGUUCGCUGGUAACCGUGGCGGAGGAUUCGCCUUCCACGAUGACGACAUGGAUAUUGACAUGGAUCCCUUUGGACUGGGUAGCAUGGGACCACCGCGACAAGGCGGCGCUUUUAGGUCGCACUCGUUUAACUUUGCGAGCCCGACUACUAAAGUGUCUGGCAAAGAUCGUGCCCAAGAUCCGGCAAUCGAGCAUGAUUUGUACAUCAGUCUCGAGGAGAUUCUGCGAGGUUGCACGAAGAAGAUGAAAAUAUGCAGACGGGCCAUACAGCCAGACGGUAGCACGAAGAAGGAGGAUAAGCUUCUCACCAUCAAUGUGAAACCAGGCUGGAAAGCUGGUACGAAAAUCACUUUCCAGAAGGAAGGUGAUCAAUCGCCGAGGAGGGAACCUGCAGACAUUGUCUUUAUCAUCAGGGACAAGCCGCAUCCACUGUUCAGGAGAGAAGGCAGUGACAUCAGAUAUACGUGCAAACUGAGCUUGAAGCAAGCUUUGUGCGGUGCUAUUGUCGAAGUUCCUACGCUAACCGGCGAAAAGAUAUCUUUGAAUUUAACGAGGGAGAUUGUAAAGCCGAUCUCGGUCAAGAGGUUCCAAGGAUAUGGUCUACCUUUCCCGAAGGAACCGUCGCGGAAGGGCGAUCUUCUCGUGUCGUUCGAUAUCAAAUUCCCUGAAACUUUAACACAAAGCGCCAAGGAUAUAUUGUACGAUACGUUACCCAAUUGAGCUCGUAUUAAUGAUCGAAAAAACACGAACGCGUAUGAAAUGUUGUUGCAAUUUCAUAUAUUUAAUCUUCUCGAUCAGCAAAGUACGGAUACGUUUUCAUGUGCGUUCUAGUACAUGGAGAGAGUAGCGAUAAUGACAUUGACGAUGUUCGACAAGGACGACGAGGACGAUGACAGUGACGAUGACGAUAAUGACUACGACUUUGAUGGAACGCAAUCGAGAACGAUUAAAUAUUCCCGCGCGCGCGCGAUUUGCUCUUUAAGAGGCCAAAUCAAAUAAGAUAUGUACCCUUUUCGAUGUCACAUCGAUAUUCAAUUCAGUUGAAAUUCAAUGAAUUGGUGUCUACACGUAGCGUUGGUCUCAACUAAAGACGUCAAGAGUAAACACACACAGAUAUAAAUACAUUAAAUUAUAUUAUAAAAUGAGAGAGAAUCUGUUAUAUCGCUAAUUUCACGUGGUUGUGUGUCUGAAUUACUUUAUUUUCUUCAUUAUACAUAUGUGCAAGUAUGUGUGGAUGUGUGUGCGUGUGCCUAGGGAUAUAUAUAUAGUAUGUACGAAGGCUGUAAGAUAACGCAGGUACAAUAUCAGAAAUUUUAUUCGUUUUAUUUAAACCGAAUUUAAACGAGAAAAAAAAAGAGGAAAGAACGGUGAGAGAAAGAUUUCAGAUAUUGCGACAAGUCUGUACAUCAUUUUCGUCGUACGUACACUAUCGAAAGCCUAUUCUACAAUUGUUAUUUAAGCGUAGUUGUGAAUGGUUGCAAUUAUAAGAAUUCAAAGUCAAAUACAAGAAGAGACUACUUUAACUACGAUUGGUUAAUUCUUGUACAUGAUUAUACAACUAUUACUUACACACUUAUAGAAUGGGCUUAGUAUAAAAAGAGUUUUUGUUUACAUUAAAUAU